This is a messenger RNA of Drosophila willistoni, 1139 nucleotides long. RefSeq lists its product as uncharacterized. Bases 70 to 891 code for a protein of 273 amino acids. Lineage: Eukaryota; Metazoa; Arthropoda; Insecta; Diptera; Drosophilidae. The record is from RefSeq and is a predicted model, not a curated record. The transcript is spliced from 3 exons.
CUAAAACUAUCGAUAGUCUUACCUCAAACGAUCAUUUAUAAAAGCGCUAACGUACCGAGCAUUCCAACAAUGAGCAACUCGAAACCAGCAGAAGCACCAGCCCCUUGGUGUGGACGUGAUUUCAAGCCUCGUGUCUAUGCAAAGCACCCACCCAUCAUCUGCUAUGACAAGCCUGAAGCUUCAAUUGUUUCCAAAGAUGAAUACGAUGACAAACGCUACCAAGCCCUAACUGGCGAAUUGAUACAGACUUUGGUGGUUCCUAAGCGUGAAGCUCGGACCUGGACCAUGCAAACAGGUGACUUGUGCCGCAUUACGGUACAUGAGGGUUCUCAGGUGGGAGAUGUAAACUUUUGGAAUCUGGAAAAUACCCAAGAGCGUUUCUAUUCUGGGAAAACUCGUCAGUUGCAUGGCGCCCAUCUCAAGACUUACGAUCGUCUUUGGAGCUGUCUUCCCUAUCUACGUCCCAUGGCUACCUUUGUUUUUGACACUCUGGCUGGUUACGGAAUCGAUGAAGAUGGGGGGGCACUGCAUGAUGUAAUCGGUACGCGCUGUGAUGAUUACACUUAUAAACUGAUAACGGGUAAAGACCGUGUUGGCAGCUGUCACAGUUCGUUGGUUAAAGCGGUGGUGGAGGAGCGCGGACUCACAGAGCAGGACGUGCAUGAUGUAUGGAACAUAUUUAUGUGCACUGGCUUUACCAAGGAGACCCAACAAUAUUUCUGCAAGCCCAGUCCGGCCAUUAAGGGGGACUUUAUUGAAUUUGUUGCCGAUAUGAAUCUGUUGGUGGCCCUAAGUGCUUGCCCACAAGGGGACGUAUCCAUUCCGGUUGGGGCUGAGGUGCCAGAUGAGAAAUGUCACCCCCUUAAAGUAGAGGUGUUCCGCAAAAAGUAAUCAACAAUAAGCACACAAUUCAAGGAAAAAAACGGUGGCGGGAACACACGAAAAGUUCAAUAAAAGUUCUUUUGGGCGGACAUCGAUCGUCGCCAAGGGGGACACAAACAAACGAUGGUCGCAGAGAAUCGUCCACCCAAAUACAGGUGUCCAUUAAGUUUCUACUGUAUAUAAAUAACCCAAUAAGCUGAACUUUAAAUAAAAAGCCUAACAAGAGGAGCAAGUAAUCUAUUUGGCAAUGGAAAUAA